This is a messenger RNA of Pelodiscus sinensis (Chinese soft-shelled turtle), 2652 nucleotides long. Lineage: Eukaryota; Metazoa; Chordata; Testudines; Trionychidae. The record is from RefSeq and is a predicted model, not a curated record.
GUGGCCUGGGCUGUGCAGAGGGAGGGCAUUGGCUGGCGGGGAUGACUUGUGCCUGCAGCGGCACUCAGUGCAGAAAGCCAGGUGCUGGGGGUGAGGGGCGGGGGGAAAGGCAGUCCGAUGGCUCUGCGCAGCUUGGGGAGGUGGCCCCGGGAAUGCACACAACGGGCCAGGCAUGCGGCUGGCUAGUCAGCGCUUGUGCGGGUGCACACAGUUGGGGGGAAUCUGAGCAGCGGAGGAGCUUGGGUCCAGCCAGGGCUCCAGCUAUUACCUGACUGAGAGCUGGGACAGAGACAGGGCUGUGAGUAUCAAGCUGACUGUCAGGAAAGAGAUGGUGCCAUUGCCCCUUGUGUCUAGAUGAGACAUUGGGCCCACGUGGUGGAUGGAACAGUUGUACUCAGAAGGUUUAACAUGCCCAAGAGUGAGGUGCAUGGCUCCUGCUAGGACAGGAAGGGUGCCAGACUCAGGUGUUGGAACCUAGUGGCAUUAAAGUGACUUGUGCACUCAUCACAGGACUUUGCUGGAUACAGCUAUGUGGUCAAGUGGAUCACUGCCCCUUUAUGUAUCCCAGCUCUACUUCACCAGUUUGUACUGUCUAUAUUCCCCACCCCUUUGUCUAUAUUCAUGUUUGCCUUUUUCCUUCUUUUGUUGGAUCUCAGUGGAAAUCAGUGGAAGCUACAAACAGAAGCAAGAUUGCAGAAUAAUAGCUGAGGUGGAGUGUAAAUGCCUAUGUGGAGAUACAUUUUGUCCUUGAUACGAAAGGCCCUUAUCUUAUGAUUCAGAAAUCUACGGCCAUAAUUCUAGCCCAAUCUAAUCUUUGGGUCUGAUUCACCAGUCAUUAGAGUGCUGUGAUGCAGGGUUAUACUUUUUUUUAAUAGUUCAUCUGAAAUUUUUAAAAAGCUUUUACUCUAGAGUUGGAACAGGACAUUAAAUAGCGUGAUGUCUGUGCCCCUCUUCUGGGCUCUAAGGACUAGAGAAAGCAGACUUCGACUGGAUACUGCAGAAAGGAUACUGGCCCCUUGUCAGCAGCAUCAUGUGGUAUCCCACGCACCACAGUGAGAGGCUGAGGUGAACUGCGGAGGAAGUGGCGGCCCUGGCAACAGCCAGGAUGACCAGAGCACGGCUGUUCCGCCUCUCGGUGGUGCUGGGUUCCGUCUUCAUGAUCCUGCUAAUCAUCGUGUACUGGGACAACGUGGGGACGGCUCAUUUCUACCUGCACACGUCCUUCUCCAGGCCCCAUGCCCCUGGCACGCUUCCCACUGCCACUCAGGACGAAGACGUGUCGGACGUGGAUGAGUUCUUGGAGAAGCUGCUAAGCUCCGGCCUGAGGCAGACUGGUCCCUUGCACAGGAAGACGGAGCAGGCCCCGUUGCAGGGCUCCAGCAAGCCUGUCUUGGGCAACCUGGAGGAGAAUGUGAGAGGCUACGACUGGUCCACCCGUGUUGCCAGAGUGAGCCUGGAUCAGGAGAAACUCCAGGCUGAGCGGCGGAAGACGCUGCAGGAGUUCUGUGCCAAUUCCAGCUUUGCCUUCCCUACUAAGGAGCGUUCCUUCGACGAUAUCCCCAACUACGAGCUGAACCACCUGAUUGUGGACGACCGCCACGGCAUCAUCUACUGCUAUGUCCCCAAGGUGGCCUGCACCAACUGGAAGCGGGUGAUGAUCGUGCUGAGCGAGAGCCUGCUGGAUCAGGGCAUCCCGUACCGGCAACCCCUAGACAUUCCCCGAGAGCACGUCCACAACUCCAGCACCCACCUGACUUUCAACAAGUUCUGGCGUCGCUAUGGGAAGUUCUCCCGCCAUCUCAUGAAGAUCAAGCUGAAGAAAUACACCAAGUUCCUCUUUGUACGCGACCCCUUCGUGCGGCUCAUCUCUGCCUUCCGCAGCAAGUUCGAGCUGGAGAAUGAGGAGUUCUACCGGCGCUUUGCUAUCCCUAUGCUGAAGCUCUAUUCCAACCACACCAGCCUCCCCACCUCUGUUAGUGAGGCCUUCCGGGCCGGCCUCAAAGUUUCCUUUUCAGACUUCAUCCAGUACUUGCUGGACCCCCGGACAGAGAAGAUGGCCCCUUUCAACGAGCACUGGAGGCAGGUUUACCGCUUGUGCCACCCGUGCCAGAUAGACUAUGACUUUGUCGGGAAGCUGGAGACCCUCAACGAAGACGCGGCUCACCUGCUGCAGCUUCUCAAAGUGGACAGGCUCCUCCGCUUCCCCCCCAGCUACCGGAACAGGACUGCCAGCAGCUGGGAGGAGGACUGGUUUGCCAAGAUCCCUCUGGCCUGGAGGCAGCAGCUCUACAAACUUUACGAGGCUGAUUUUGUCCUCUUUGGCUACCCCAAGCCAGAAAAUCUCCUUAAAGACUAAACGCAAUUGGAAAUUGAGGUGGGGGGGGGUUACCAAAAAUAUUUAAAGCCUCACAGUAUCCUGCUCUUAAUCUCCCACCCCAGCAAGAUAAAAUUCAGUAUAUUUUUCUAUUCAGCCCCUUCCACAUUUGCAAGAAUCCAGGAUACUCCAUCCAGCUGUGCAUCACCUGAAGAGCUCCCUCUCCUCCCCUCCCCCGCCAUCAGAAAACUUCCUUGUUCACUCUGUCGGCUGUGUCCUUUGGUCGCUUUUUAUUAAUACUUUUUAAAAAUUAAUAUAUUUGAAAUAUUUAAUACAAA